CUUGUUUCGCCUUGUGCCGAGGCGCAUGCGCAUAUGAGUCCCUGCCUGUCCUCUCUUGUUGAACCAGAAUAAGCGGGAGGCUGUUGAGUCGGUGGCGCAUGCGCAGACGCACAUCUGCCUGGGAGCUCGUGGCUUGGUGGGAGCGAAUGGUAGUCGGGCUGCCGUUGAGGUCUCGCGCGUGAGGUUCGAGGCUGAAGGAAGAGCGCGGGGGGCGGGGGCGUGGCGAGGAGACGGCGGGACAAUGGCGGCCGCGCUCCUGGGCCGCGCGCUCGCGACGGCAGUCGGGUCGCGUUGUUUCCUCAGAUGCAGUCCUACGUGCUCAGUGGAAAAAUGGUUUUCAAAAUAUUUCAGUUCCGAUAACCGUCCAAAGCAGCCAAUGUCAGCAUACAUCCGUUUUUAUAAAGACCAGCAACCAAUUUAUAAAAAACAAAAUCCAGAUGUAAGCAUUUUGGACAUAACAAAAAAGAUAGCACAGGUUUGGAGAGAACUACCAGCAUCUGAUAAAAAACCUUAUGAAGCUGCUGCCCAAACUGACAGGCAGAUCUACAAGGAACAAAUGGCCAGAUAUAAAGCUGAACUAACUCCUGCGGAGGAAGCAGCUUUGAAAGAAGAAAAAAGGAGAAAAUUUAAAAAAAGAAAAGCAACAAGAAAGAAGAGGCAAUUAACAGUCCUUGGAAAACCUAAAAGACCUCGUUCUGCCUUCAACAUUUUUAUGUCUGAACAUUUCCAAGAAGCUAAAGGAGUAUCCAUUCAGGCAAAGAUGAAGAAUGUAUUUGAUGACUGGCAAAAAUUGCACACUUCUCAAAAGAAGACAUAUCUGCAGCUUGCAGAAGAUGACAAAAUUCGUUAUGAAAAUGAAAUGAAAUCAUGGGAGGAGCAUAUGGUAGAAAUUGGCCGUGAAGAUCUUAUCCGUUAUAAAAACAGAAGGACUGUGCCAAAACGGAAGAAAACUGCAAAACAAGCUUCAAAAAAGAGAGCUACUGCAGUAAAGAAGCCUCUGGGAACCAAAAGCGUCUCUCUCACUACUAAUGCCAAAAAAGUAAAGGCAAAGCGCUCUGAGGAAUAAGUUAGAAAAUAAUUUGAUCCUUUUGGAUUGGAAAUGAAAAGAACCUGAUCAUAUAUUUUUGAAACAAAAUCGUGUUUUCUUUCUGUUGAAGUGUCAAGCUGCCAGAAUAAAUCAAGUUUGUGAAAAUUUAAACAAUGGCUGAUCACAGAACAAAAAGUGCUUUUUGCAUACUUGUAUAAAUAAGUAUUCUCUUACCACAUUAACCCCUUUCCUGUUAAAAAAAAACGUAAUAUGUAUACAAUCAUAUCUUCCUGAUUAUUAGGAGUUAAAAUUGAAUAUAGGAGAGGUGUGUAAAUAAUGUGUGUAAUCACUGGUAAAAGCAUGUAUAAGCCUUGUAAUUAAAAACUACUGAUCUACAAAUGUUCAGUGGCAUUUUUUAUCCAUGUUUUUAUAUGUAUCAAUAGUGCAUACUAUUUAUAAUGCAGGGAAUAAACUAGCAGGUUUUUACAAAA
Molecule: messenger RNA, 1518 nt
Organism: Anolis carolinensis (green anole)
Lineage: Eukaryota; Metazoa; Chordata; Lepidosauria; Squamata; Anolidae
Gene: tfam
Product: transcription factor A, mitochondrial
Exons: 7
Coding region: 242-1066 (274 amino acids)
Biological process (GO): regulation of transcription by RNA polymerase II; transcription initiation at mitochondrial promoter
Molecular function (GO): DNA binding, bending; transcription cis-regulatory region binding
Source: RefSeq, a predicted model, not a curated record